Messenger RNA from Beauveria bassiana ARSEF 2860, 1401 nucleotides. Its product is annotated as ribosomal protein S2. The coding region runs from base 1 to 1401 and encodes 466 amino acids. Gene Ontology annotation, cellular component: mitochondrial small ribosomal subunit; ribosome. Gene Ontology annotation, molecular function: structural constituent of ribosome. The record is from RefSeq and is a predicted model, not a curated record. Gene Ontology annotation, biological process: translation. Lineage: Eukaryota; Fungi; Ascomycota; Sordariomycetes; Hypocreales; Cordycipitaceae. The transcript has 3 exons.
AUGAUAAUACGCAAUGCUGCAGUGCGGCAUGGCCGCCGCCAAUUGGCCGCCCCUGUCACACGAUCCGUCCUCCUGCGCCAUCUCACGACCACCUCUGCUCCGACCGCCACCACGCCGACCACGCAGGCCUGGCCCGAGGUACAGACGGCGCAGGCCGCGGCGCCCAAGCUCUCAUCGGCCCCGAAGAAGAAGCAGCGGCGCGACCAUGCCUCCAUCAGCCUGAGCACCAACACGGGCCACGAGCACCGCGGCGCGCAGUGGACGCAGGCGCACGAGGUCGGCGGGCGGCAGCUGACGCCCAAGAAGCAGUACGCCGAGUUUGAGCGGGUGCAGCAGGCGACGCGGUCGGUGGGAACGCGCCUCGAGCGGCGCUACGUGCCGUCGGAGCUGAUUGCGAACCCGCCGGCGCCCGAGGAUGUGUCGCUGGAGCUGCUCAUGGCCUCGCAGACGCACAUGGGCCACAACACGUCGCUGUGGAAUCCGGCCAACGCGCGAUACAUCUACGGCGCCCGCCAGGGCAUCCACAUCAUCUCGCUCGAGGCCACGGCUGCGCACCUGCGCCGCGCCGCACGUGUCGUGGAGGACGUCUCGUACCGCGGCGGCUUGGUGCUGUUUGUGGGCAACCGCCCGGGACAGAUGGAGAUUGUGACGCGCGCGGCUGAGUUGGCGCGCGCGUGCCACUUGUAUACGAAAUGGAUUCCCGGGAGCAUUACGAAUCGUGACGUGCUCCUCAAGAAUAGGCUUGUCAAGGUCGUCGACGGUAGCGACGGGGAGCUUGAGGGCUUUGAUGCGUACAAGAGCUCUGCUCGCCCUCUGGUGCCGGACUUGGUUGUGUGCUUGAACCCCCUGGAGAAUUAUACGCUACUCUACGAAUGUGGUCUGGCGAAUGUGCCCACCAUUGGCAUCAUCGAUACCAAUGCCAACCCCACAUGGGUAUCAUAUACAAUUCCCGCCAACGACGACAGUCUACGGUCUACCGCCGUUAUUGGCGGUGUCCUGGGUCGUGCCGGUCAGCGCGGUCAGGAGCGUCGCCUCGCCGAUGCCAAGAAGGGCAAGGUGACAUGGCAGACGCCCCCAGCCCUGGCGACCCAAAUGAGAAAGGACAUCAAGGUCGCCGUGAAGCAGCGCAAGGAGGUCAUGGGCCGCAUACAGGCCAACCUGGUCGGCUUCACCGAGGACGAGCUUGAGAUUCUGCGGACCGAGUACGGCGGCUCCGCCAAGUCGGUCAGCGAAGCGGAAAUGGUCAACAUGAUGGCCGAGAUGUCUGUCCAAAAGGACUCCGGGACAGAGGCUCCUCCGGCGGAUACGAAUGUCAAGGCUACCGAGAUUGCGGCAAGCCUGGACACGGCCAAGGACCACGCUUCUACUCUCGAGACGGAGAUUGAAGAGCUUCGCAAAUAA